AUGCAUGUUCGAAAAUCAUUUGCUCGAUCUGUUUCUUCUAUUUCAUUAUAUUCGCAUUUUGCAGGUGAAAGAUUUGAUCAUCAUCAUCAUCAUAGAUCUAAAAGCAGCAGACCAGCUUCAUUGAAAGAAGAAAAAGAUGCAAGUUGUCAUUCAUCUACAAGCGAAGACGAAGAAGAUGCUCCUAAAGCAUCCGUGAGGAAAGCCAUGUUUAUGUUUCUCAAAGCCUUCAUUGGAUCUGGUGUUUUGUUUUUGCCUAAAGCGUUUGAUCAUGGUGGACUUGCGCUUUCUAUUGUGUUGAUGGCUCUGAUUGCCCUGAUUUGUCUUUAUGCCUUUUUACAGUUAUUUAAGACCCAGUUAAUCAUUGGCGGAUCUUAUGGGGAUGUGGGUCAAGCUUUGUUUGGAAAAUCAGUGCGAUACAUUGUGUUGUUCUUUAUCGUUAUUUCUCAGUUAGGCUUUGUAUGUUCUUAUUUUGUAUUUAUUUCAGGAAACUUGGUGAAUGUUGCUGAUGUCUUGUCUCAAUGUGCAUUUCAGAUUGAAGCAAAGUAUUAUAUCUGGUUUCCCUUGAUUGCCAUUGCACCUUUGGUCUUGAUUCGACAUAUUACCAAACUGUCCUUUUUAGCAAUUAUUGCUGAUAUCUUUAUUUUAUUUGGAUUAGUGUGCUGUCUUUAUUUUACUUCUAUGGAAUUGAAGCAGUUUGGCAUAGGGCCGGAAGUUAAAGCAGUGAAUCCUACUAGUUUUGCAUUGAUGAUUGGAACUGCCACUUUCUCAUUUGAAGGCAUAGGAUUAGUCAUUCCUAUUGUCGAAUCCAUGAAACAACCUGAACGGUUUCCAUUUGUUGCCACAGUUGGUAUGGUCAUUGUCUGUACGAUCUAUAUCAUCAUUGGCAGUAUUUCUUAUAUGGCCUAUGGUAGUCAUAUUCAGGCUGCUGUGGUCUAUAAUUUCCCUCAAAACAAUCCACUUACAGUGGCAGUCCAAUUAUUGUAUUCCAUUGCUAUUGUACUAACGUAA
Messenger RNA from Gilbertella persicaria, 1008 nucleotides. RefSeq names its product transmembrane amino acid transporter protein-domain-containing protein. Bases 1 to 1008 code for a protein of 335 amino acids. Gene Ontology annotation, biological process: amino acid transmembrane transport. Gene Ontology annotation, molecular function: amino acid transmembrane transporter activity. NCBI's taxonomy places the organism in Eukaryota, Fungi, Mucoromycota, Mucoromycetes, Mucorales, Choanephoraceae. The transcript has 3 exons. The record is from RefSeq and is a predicted model, not a curated record.